This is a messenger RNA of Musca domestica (house fly), 437 nucleotides long. RefSeq lists its product as uncharacterized. The record is from RefSeq and is a predicted model, not a curated record. The transcript is spliced from 3 exons. Lineage: Eukaryota; Metazoa; Arthropoda; Insecta; Diptera; Muscidae. The coding region runs from base 32 to 400 and encodes 122 amino acids.
GAAUGAAAUUGAAAAACUAAAUGAGAAAAUAAUGACGGAAAAACAUUGCGGCGAUAGCAUAAUGGAUACCUACUAUUCGCUGGUGGAGCAAUACAAAAGACGAAUCAAUGAACUUCAGGAACGUUUCGAUAACGAAUUUGAGGUAAUGGAAAAUAAGAACAAUUACAUUCAAGCCCAAAUAGAUAAGCUGCGAGAUGCAAAGAAAAUGCAUCUCCAAGAAAUUGAAAGAUUUCAUCGGGAAAUUGAAAAACGUCUUGAAAAGGAGGAACGUGAACGUCAGCUAGCGGAAUUGAAGAGACAGGAAGCUGAAGCCGAGGCCCUGGCUCUAUUGGAAGCGCAAAAAUUGAAAAAACGAAAAAAGGGCCAGAACAGAGGUGGACAAAAAUCCAAGCCACACUAAAAAAAAAAUAUUUCUAAUUUUUUGCUCAAAUAUGAUU